UUAACUAUUACCAUUGGUUAUAGACAUUUCCCCUCCUCCAAGCAUCCCCUCCUUGCCUGUACCUCCUUCCUAAGUGUGUUAGUUUUUCCUGUCCCCUCCCAGGAAGUGUAUAAAAAAAUAUAGGAAAGGCAGAGAAAAAAAAGGUUAAAAAAAGGGGAAAGAGUUGUGAACUUUUACGGGAACCGAGAGAAUUAGGUGGGAGGGGUGGUCGGUUUGGGACAGGUUGCGGUAGCCCCCUCCAUCUAAAGUAUUAGGACGGAUUGUUUGCCUAAUGAGAAGCACAGACAUGACGCCCGACCUGCUGAACUUUAAGAAAGGAUGGAUGUCCCUGCUUGAUGGCAAUGGAGAGUGGAAGAAACAUUGGUUCGUUCUGACAGACUCCAGUCUUCGAUAUUACAGGGAUUCCAAUGCAGAAGAAGCAGAUGAGCUGGAUGGUGAGAUUGAUCUCCGAACUUGUACUGACGUGCCUGAGUUUGCUGUACAGAGAAAUUAUGGCUUCCAGAUUCACACUCAUGAGGGAGUGUUUACUCUCUCUGCUAUGACUUCUGGCAUACGUAGGAAUUGGAUUGAGGCCCUCAGAAAAAAUGUUCACCCCGUCUGCAUCCCUGAUGUAACAAAGCUUUCAGAAAGUAAUAAAGAAAACACGUUUACUGCGUCACGCAGUACUCAACGGCCAGAUGACCUGCGAGUGGGUUCAGAGGUCAAGCAGAGAAAGUUGGAACUUGCAGGCCCUCGCCUUGGGUCUUUUGAUUACGUGGAGCUGUCCCCUCUGUCCCCAGCAGAAGAGCGCGAUCAGAGGUCAGAGGAGCGUAGACGCUGGUUUGAGGCCCCAUCGGGAGGUGAAGCAACCCCCACUCGUCAGGUUUCCCUAUCAGCACUUUCAGAGGAUGAAAAGAAGCGUCUUAAUGAGGAAAUUGAAGCGAAAUGGAGGGAACUGGAGCGACUGCCUUUGAGGGAUGCCAAACAGAACCCUCUCACCUGUUUGCUUGCAGGAAACCGAAGUAAAGCUGGGGGAGAUGAUACUUUAGCACUGGAGAAGCAGAUUCAGAGCCUGAAAAUGCAACUGGAGAAGGCAAAGAAAGAUUUAGAGUCUCAGAGGGGAGGCAGUGAAGGCAUGGUCCCCACUGGCUUCAUUUCCCAAGCAGCAUGUGAGCGUAGCCUUUCUGAGAUGGAAGCUACCCACCAACAGUUAAUGUCCGAGCUGCAAAGACACCACGAGUGGGAGAUUCAGAGGCUACGUCAGGAAAAAGAACAGCAACUGGCUGAGGAAGCCGCUGCUACGGCCUCGGUGGUUGAAGCAAUUCGUAUAGCGCAUAAAGAGGAGCUGCAGCGGGAGUUGGAGAAGGCACGGGCAUACCAGCACUGGGGCUCAUCAGGAAAUGACAUGCUCCGCCGGCAGCAUCAGUCUGACGUUGAAUCUCUUCGGCGGGAACUGCAGGUGCUGUCUGAGCAAUAUUCCCAAAAGUGUCUGGAGAUUGGAUCACUAAACCAGGCUGCAGCAGAAAAAGAGAGAGAGCUUCAAAAGUGUCAGCUGGAAGUUCAGGAACUUCUUAGACAGAAUCAAGAGUUAAACAGCCGACUGUCUGAGGAGAUUGGGAAGCUGCGAGCAUUUAUAGCUGGUAAUGGACCCCAUGAUGAGGCCCUACAGGGAAGGAAGAACAGCGCUGAACUGGAGGUUUUGCUGAGAGUGAAGGAGAAUGAACUACAGUAUCUGCAAAAGGAGAUCUCUUGUCUACGGGAGGAUUUACAGAACAUGCAGAAGGAUAAGCGAUGUGCCUCGGAGAAAUACAAGGAUAUUUACAUGGAGCUCAAUAAUAUUAAAAUGCGCUCAGAGCGAGAGAUUGACCAGCUGAAGGAACAUCUGCGACUUGCAAUGGCAGCGCUGCGUGAAGAGGCAUCGCUGCGCAACAGUAUAGGAGAAUAAUGGUGAGCAGAUGGAUGGAUCAUGUGUGUGUUGGGACACACUGACAUAGUCACUCCACCUCUUUCGCCACACGCCUGCUUCCUAUAUAUGUGAAUCAAAUAAUUUUAUACUGUUCAUUAUUCAUUUUAUUAUUAAACGGAGAUCCUCUCAACGAUAUAGUUGCACAGAGACAGUGUCACAAGGUUAUUCAUGGCCCAGAACUGUUGCAUGGUGUUCUGGACAAUCUUUCUUCUAUCUGUUACAGACGUGGAAACUGUAAUGCAGCACUAUUGUGUGUAGAUAUGGGAGCAAGUAGUGUCAAUGCAUUGAGUGUGGUUGGAGGACCAGUUUUUUAGAGCACUGGAUGUAAUGGUGGCGAAGUGUAAGCUCACUGGUUAAUACUGGGCAAAUCAACGCAAGAGCGCUGGGUCUUAAGAAGAAAUAAAA
Messenger RNA from Spea bombifrons (plains spadefoot toad), 2350 nucleotides. RefSeq names its product TRIO and F-actin binding protein (gene TRIOBP). Bases 272 to 1924 code for a protein of 550 amino acids. The record is from RefSeq and is a predicted model, not a curated record. Gene Ontology annotation, molecular function: actin filament binding. The transcript has 14 exons. Gene Ontology annotation, biological process: positive regulation of substrate adhesion-dependent cell spreading; actin filament organization. Gene Ontology annotation, cellular component: actin cytoskeleton. Lineage: Eukaryota; Metazoa; Chordata; Amphibia; Anura; Pelobatidae.